ACUUUCUACAACCACCGCCCAGCCAACAACGAUGCUGCAUGGUGGAGCUGCGGUGUGCGCUGCCAGCAGCGUGACCGCGGUGGCAGCAGCACCAUGGCUGCUGAGGUGCUGUGGCAGUGCAGUGCGCAGGGCGUCGUGGAGGCAUGCCGCGCAAGGCAUACGCAGUCAUGCUGCAGCCCGUCGGCUUGUCACUACAUUGCCUCGUCCACACCUGCGUGCGCUCGAUCGCCGUGCCGUUGUUGCUGCCGGCACUGGAAGUGUGCCACACUCCAUGUUUUGCAGCGUCUCAUCAUUCACCACAAGCGCAACACAAGGAUCUGCUGAGGUUGACGGCUCUGCAACAGCGCCAGACGCCGCGUCCGACCACCUUGCAUCUGGCAGCACGUCGCCCGUGUCCACUGCAGCGGCGUCGCCACCGCAAUCGCAGGCAAGUUGGCUGGACAAGCUUGCGCCACUCUCAGGCAAUCAAAUCACGCUGCGCCCAUAUCAGGUCGAGGCCAUCGAGAAAUCACUCGAAGCCAUCAAGAAUGGCGUCCACGCGCAAGCAAUCUCGCUGCCAACGGGCGCAGGCAAAACCGUCAUCUUCAGCCACCUCAUCCCGCUCGUCCCGCCGCCGACAACAAAGGCAACCAAGACACUUGUCCUCGCACACCGCAAAGAGCUGCUCAAGCAGGCACAUGACAAGAUCCGCGCCAGCAACCCAACCCUCACCGUCGGCAUCGACUCUGGCACAUCCCACCUGGCCAAAACGGACGAUGUGGACGUUGUGCUGGCCAGCGUGCCCAAGCUGGGCCGCAUGGAGGCCGAUAUCCACCUGGAGCGCUUUGACCCUGAGGAGUUCAAGCUCAUUGUCAUUGACGAGGCCCAUCACGCAACCGCAGAGACAUAUCAGCGCGUACUCGACUACUUUCUCAAAGAUGCCGAUGACCCCGAUGAAGCCGGCAACAGCAACGACAGCAACACUGAUGCCGACGACAGCGCGCGUGACGACGCUGCUGGGGCGCGUGUGCAUGGCGAUUUCCCCCACGAUGACACCACUACCAAUGGCACAAGCAGCACCGUGGCAUCUGCACCGCCUUCAUCUGCACACCCGAAGCCACACGUGUGGGGCUGCUCUGCCACGCUUGUGCGGCCGGAUCGGGUGCCGCUUGCGAACGUGUUUGAACAGAUCACCUACCAAGUGUCACUGCCACAGAUGCUGGAGUGGGGAUACGUGUCCCCCGUCACCGUGUUGCAGGUUGACGUGCAAGAACCCCCGCAUAUGGGCAACGACGUGCUUGUGCAGCCAAGGAGCAUCGGUGGGGGUGCAUCAUCGGAUCUUGGGCAGCACACUAGCGCCGGUAACACGCGUUACCACACGCUCGAACGCACACGCAGCCAGGACGACGACGGCAACGACGAUUACGAUGACGACAACGACAGCAUCAAUGAGCGGGAUGCAGAAAACGGCAGCGGUGGGCCCGAAAGCGCCAUUUCGUUCUCGCUGGUGUAUGAGGAGUGGAAGCGGCUGGCUGAGGGCCGCAAGAGCACGCUCGUGUUUGUGUCCAAGAUUGUGCAUCUCGAGAACAUUCAGAACGUGUUUCGAGAGAACGGUGUGGAUGCGCGCCAGCUGACGGGACAGACACGUCUCGAUCUUCGAGAUCGCAUCCUCUCCGACUUCAGAGCCAGAAAGUUUCCCGUUCUGAUCAACGUCGGCGUGCUGACAGAGGGAACAGACCUGCCGUGUGUUGACUGCAUUGUGAUUGCACGGCGCGUCGGCUCGCACACGCUGCUGGCGCAGAUGGUUGGGCGGGGCCUUCGCUUGUAUCCGGACAAGGAGAACUGCCUCAUCCUCGAUUGCAUGAAAACAUUCGCCUCGCUCUCCCUCUACCUCGAGCCCACCCUCCAUCCCAUCAGAGCCAAUCGCGAUGGGCCAGCACUCCCGAACGGCGAAGAGAAUGGCCAGGACGAGGUUCAAGACAAGGAGGACAAUGAUAAGGUGGAAGACGCCCAUGAGUGGGAGGAGACGCAAUCACUCGAGCACGUCAACAUGGUUGCGCAAGAGGUGGAUCCUCUGUGGCAGGUGCCGGAGAGCGACCUGUUCAAGGUGGCGGAAACAUACAUUCUUCCUCUCUACACCAAAGAUGAAUUCCUUGUCCUUCAUCCAAAGGAAGACAAGUACAUUGCCGCCAUCAUCCACCUCGCGUCGCAUCGGUGGACGGUGCGCCAGUAUCUGAACCCGCGCGACGUUCGCGUGAACAUCAACGCGAGCAAGCCGGCGGAUAUACUCGCCGUUCUCCACGCGCACUCGUUUGUCGACGACGACUUGAAGCGGAUGUAUUACGCAACAAAGAGUAUGCAGAAGCAACCCGCCACGACGCGACAGCUUUCAUUUAUUCGAAACCUCUAUCGGGACGCGAGCAUGCGCUUCCCUGACUUGGACAACUACACCAAAGCGCAGGCAUCACGCCUCAUCACAUACGGUCACGUCAUCAGGCGACGAUUCCCAGGACCACUGCGGAGCGGGCGGCUGGACUGGCUAUUGCAGCCGCCGUAUGACCUCUGA
Molecule: messenger RNA, 2545 nt
Organism: Salpingoeca rosetta
Lineage: Eukaryota; Choanoflagellata; Craspedida; Salpingoecidae
Exons: 9
Coding region: 32-2545 (837 amino acids)
Molecular function (GO): DNA binding; hydrolase activity; ATP binding
Source: RefSeq, a predicted model, not a curated record